UAGUAACAGUACAACAAAUAAUUUCUAAUUUUGUAGGUGAACUAUGAUCACUAUGUGCUGAGUCUUCCUGGCUGCAUCUCUAUUUUCUGAUACUAUUUUUUGCUAAGUUUCCAGAUACCAGGACUGCUUUCAUCAUUUACUAUUUGAUCUAGAUUAGGAUGAAGGUGCUCUUUCUACUAUUUGCUGUCCUGACUCUCAUUGAAAUUAGUCAACAACAAAGUCCUACAUGUCCUACUGGAAUGCAGUACAGGACCUGUGGUUCUCAAUGCCCCCUGACAUGUGAGAACAGAGAUGACGACGUAGUAUGCCCAGCAGUUUGUGUUUCUGGUUGUUUUUGUCCUUCUGGACAAGCUCUAGUAGAUAAUGACACAUGCAUUGACCCAGAAAUGUGUCCCAACUCUACUGAAACUCGUAACUGCACUGGUGGUAUGGUUUUUAGGCUGUGUGGAUCAGCAUGCAAUCUGAAUGUCACCUGUGAGAAUGUGGAUGUGCCACGGACAUGUGCAGCAGUUUGUGUCUCUGAUUGUUUUUGUCCUACUGGCACUGCCCUACAAGAUGAUGUCUGCACUCGAUGUCCCACGAGUAGCUCAUCUGCUGCAAGUGUAUCAGGCCUCCUCAUCUUCUCAUUGUUGCUCCUUUACCUUCUAGUUUUAAAUAACAACUAGCAACUAGAUUAAGGCAUUAAGUUGAGCGACAAUAUUAUUUUACUUUAUAUGCCUUCCUUAUUUGUGUGAUAACUUAAUUCUAUUCAAGUUUGUUUUUAUUUAAUUAUUUUAAUAAAAUAGAUCUUUUGAGUUUUUUUGGUAGUCAUUGAUGUAUUUGGUGACCUUGCUUAAGUUGCUUUUUU
This is a messenger RNA of Amphimedon queenslandica, 847 nucleotides long. RefSeq names its product von Willebrand factor-like. The record is from RefSeq and is a predicted model, not a curated record. The transcript is spliced from 5 exons. The coding region runs from base 159 to 665 and encodes 168 amino acids. Lineage: Eukaryota; Metazoa; Porifera; Demospongiae; Haplosclerida; Niphatidae.